CGCACCGCCCCUUGGCGGUCCCGCCCAGCUCCCGCGACUCGCCUCUCGGUAUGCUGUUUUUCUACGUAUGCCCCAAGACAUGAGAUAUUCCUCCGCCAGGGAUUGAAAAGAUGGCAUCGAAAGGUCCACGGUCGAAGCUGGAUCAUGAGGCAAGACCUAAACGCAAAAAGGCUCCUGAGGCUUCAAAGGAGCCUCCAAAGCCAAAGGUUCACUGGGAUCAUGUUCUUGGGGAAAUGCUUUGGCUGUCUAAGGAGUUUGAAGCUGAGAGAAAGUGGAAGUUGUCCAUGGCUAAAAAGAUUGCUCAAAAGGCCAAUUUGGGUGUAGUUGACCAAGCAACAAAGGAUGAGAAAAAACAGAAGGAGGGAGAACAUCGCCUGAGAAAGGUUGCACUAAAUAUUUCUAAGGAUGUGAAGAAGUUCUGGACCAAAAUAGAGAAGCUGGUUCUCUACAAGAACCAUCUAGAGGUUGAGGAAAAGAAGAAAAAGGCCCUCGAUAAGCAGCUUGAUUUUCUUAUAGGUCAAACUGAAAGAUAUUCUACUAUGUUGGCUGAAAACCUCGUGGAUGUUCCCCAUUUGCAAAGACUAGAAAAUGGACCAUUGCAGACAAAUUUAGUAUCCCUUGAGGAAGUAGCAGAACCUUCACAGGCAAAUCAGCCAUUCCAGGAGGAAGUAGCAGAACCUUCACAUACAAAUCAACCAUCCCAGGAGGAAGUAGCAGAACCUUCACAGACAAAUCAGCCAUUCCAGGAGGAAGUAGCAGAACCUUCACAGACAAAUCAACCAUCCCAGGAGGAAGUAGCAGAACCUUCACAGACGAAUCAACCAUCCCAGGAGGAAGUAACCGAAGAGAACAUAAAUGCGCCAACUCCUGAUGAUCUUGUUACAGAUAAAAUGGAAACCGAUGAUGAUUACAAUAGCUCCUCGAAUGAAGAGCAGGAAGAUGAUGAGCGGACAAUUGACGAGGAUGAAGCUCAAAUCACUGAGGCUGAGCGCAAUGAGGAACUAGCUGCUUUGCAGGCAGAAGCUGAUCUACCACUGGAUGAUCUUCUCAAGAUGUAUACUAAAGCCCAAGUUAGCAGGGAAAGCAGUCCAACUAACAAAGACACUUCCAGUAACUCAGAUUUGAAGAAUUUGAUUAAAGAUUCUUCAAAACAAAUAAAUGGCUGUAAUAAUCAUGAAUCUGGUUAUAGUUCAAGUGAUGAAGGCAAUGAUUCUGAGGAAGCUAAUGAUCGCAACUGUUACACCGAGUUUGUGAAGAAGAAUCAUGGGAAAACCAAUGGCAGUUUCUCCUCUGCUGAGCAGGAGGACAAAGAUUAUAUUGGUACUGAUGAAGGAAAGGAUGACGAGGCAACUUUAUCUGAAGAGGAAGAGUUGGCAAAGAAAGAUGACCCCGAUCCUUUGGACGAGAUUAAGUUACUGCAGAAAGAGAGCGAGAUCCCACUAGAAGAACUUCUUGCAAGGUACCAAAAGGAUGGCUAUGCAGAUGACGAAACAACAGAUUUGGAGAAUUCACCUGCAUAUUCUAGCGAAGAUGUUAACACUCACAUGUCUCCGGAUGGUCGAUCUGCUGACAAUUUGGAACUGAACAAUGACACAUUUGAAAAUGAUGAGACAGCAGACAUGCUGGUAACUGAGGAUGUGAGCGGUAAUGCCCUACAGCUAGAAGAAAUAGUACCAGAGCCCAAUGUACAGGAAGAAAUAGUGCCAGAGCCUGGUGUACAGGAAGAAAUAGUGUCAGAGCCUAGUGUACAAGAAGAAAUAGUGGCAGAGCCUAGUCUACAAGAAGAAACAGUGGCAGCGCCUAGUGUACAUGAAGAAAUAGUGCCAGAGCCUAGUGUACACGCAGAGAUAGUGCCAGAGCCUAGUGUGCAAGAAGAAAUAGUAAAUGUACAAGAAAAUUCUGUUAAAGAAGAUGAGCUGACUGAUGCUAAGGUGACGGCUGAUAAGGAAACUGGUGACAGUGUAAUGGCUGAUGCUGCUGCUGCUGCAAGAUCGGCACAACCAACUGGGAACACCUUCUCAACAACGAGCGUACGCACAAAAUUCCCAUUCCUUCUCAAGCAUUCUCUUCGGGAGUACCAGCAUAUUGGGUUGGACUGGUUGGUUGCUAUGUAUGAAAAGAGGCUGAAUGGAAUUCUAGCAGAUGAAAUGGGUUUGGGGAAGACAAUCAUGACUAUCUCUUUGCUGGCGCACCUUGCAUGUGAGAAGGGGAUAUGGGGCCCACAUCUUAUUGUUGUGCCAACCAGUGUUAUGUUAAAUUGGGAGACUGAAUUUCUGAAGUGGUGCCCUGCCUUUAAAAUACUGACUUAUUUUGGAAGUGCAAAGGAGAGAAAACAGAAACGUCAGGGUUGGAAUAAACCAAAUUUUUUCCAUGUAUGCAUCACGACAUACAGGCUUGUUAUUCAGGACUCUAAAGCUUUCAAGCGAAAAAAGUGGAAGUAUCUUAUCCUUGAUGAGGCUCAUCUGAUAAAGAACUGGAAAUCACAAAGAUGGCAGACUCUGCUCAAUUUUAAUUCAAAACGGCGUAUUCUUUUGACAGGAACUCCUUUGCAAAAUGACCUUAUGGAACUUUGGUCUCUCAUGCAUUUUUUGAUGCCACAUGUAUUCCAGUCUCACCAAGAGUUCAAGGAUUGGUUCUGCAAUCCAAUUUCAGGAAUGGUGGAGGGCCAGGACAAGGUUAAUAAGGAAGUUAUAGAUAGGUUGCACAAUGUCCUUCGUCCAUUUCUAUUACGCCGAUUGAAAAGAGAUGUUGAGAAACAGUUACCACAGAAGAUUGAGCAUGUCAUAUAUUGUCGACUUUCCAGAAGGCAAAGGAACUUGUAUGAAGAUUUUAUUGCCAACUCAGAGACACAAGCAACACUGACAAGUGGGAAUUAUUUCGGUAUGAUUAGUAUCAUUAUGCAACUUAGAAAGGUCUGUAACCAUCCAGAUCUUUUCGAAGGCCGUCCAAUUAUCAGCUCAUUUGACAUGGCAGGAAUUAACAUGCAGAUCAGCUCUUCAGUGUGCAUGGUCCUUGAUAAGGGGCCUUUUUGUCAGGCCGACCUCUCUGAUAUGAACCUUGUAUUUACUCAAAAUGAAUUUAAUAUGACUUCUUGGGAAAUGGAUGAGGUUGCUGCUCUCUUUUCUCCAGGCAUAACCUCUAGGGGCUCUGGUGCAGAGAUUUCCUGCUCUUAUAAGGAUGGUCAGAGAAGUAAUGGAACAAAUAUUUUUGAAGAAAUUCAGAAAGCCUUGCAGGAGGAGAGAAUGAAAGAAGCCAAAGAAAGAGCAGCUUCAAUUGCAUGGUGGAAUAGAGUAAGAUGCCAGAAAAGGCCUGUUUAUGGUACAAACAUUAGGGAGGUUCUGACCAUAAGACAUCCUAUCUGUGAUGUUUUUGAGAAGAAGAAUAACCCUUCGUGCCACAUGGAGUUUUCAUCGAGUCUAGCAGAUCUUGUUCUUUCAUCAGUGGAACGAUUCAAUAAAAUGCUUGGCUUUAUUGAAUCAUUUACUUUUGCAAUUCCUGCUGCACGGGCUGCUGCUCCUAUUUGCUGGUGCAAAAAUAGGAAUUCUCCUGUUCUUCUUAAACCAGCAUACAGAGAACAAUGCAUGAAUGAGGUCUCGCCCAUUCUCUCUCCUAUAAGACCUGCAAUCGUUCGCCGUCAAGUUUACUUUCCUGACAGGCGCUUGAUCCAGUUUGACUGUGGGAAGUUGCAGGAGCUUGCUGUCUUGCUGAGACGUUUGAAGUCAGAGGGGCACAGGGCCUUGAUAUUUACACAGAUGACUAAGAUGCUUGAUACUUUGGAGGAAUUCAUUAAUUUGUAUGGGUACACAUAUUUGCGGUUAGAUGGCUCUACCCAGCCAGAAGAGAGACAAACACUAAUGCAGAGGUUUAAUACAAACCCAAAGUUUUUUCUCUUCAUUUUAUCCACUCGUAGUGGUGGUGUGGGAGUUAACCUAGUAGGCGCAGACACUGUUAUAUUCUAUGAUAGUGAUUGGAACCCUGCAAUGGAUCAACAAGCCCAAGACAGAUGUCACAGGAUAGGACAAACACGUGAAGUUAACAUCUAUAGACUAAUUAGUGAGAGCACUAUAGAGGAGAACAUUCUCAAGAAAGCAAAUCAGAAGCGAGCACUUGAUGAUUUAGUAAUUCAGCGCGGUGGUUACAAUACAGAGUUCUUCAAGAAACUAGACCCUAUGGAGUUCUUUUCUGGGCACACAUCUGUCAAUGCCGAAGCUCAGGAGAUGGAUCACACUACGACUGCUGUACCCUCAAAUGAAACUGGUCUGCCUCUGUCGAACGCAGAUGUUGAAGCAGCUAUUAGACAGGCAGAAGAUGAGGCUGACUAUAUGGCUCUUAAAAAACUGGAGCAGGAAGAGGCUGCAGACAAUCAAGAAUUCAGUGAGGAGGUUGCUGGACGGCUAGAGGAUGAUGAGCUUGUAAAUGAGGAGGAUGGGAAACCUGAUGAGCACACUGCUGAAGAGCAUAAACAUCAAUCUUCUGAUGUGGAUAAGGACAAAAGUAUUGCUUUACCCAUGAACCAGUUAGAUGAAGAAAAGGCUCUUACACUGGCUGUGGUUGACGGAGAUAUGGACAUGCUUGCUGACGUUAAGCAGAUGGCUGCUGCAGCUGCUGCAGCAGGACACGCGAGUUCAUCUUUUGAAAAUCAGCUCCGGCCAAUCGAUAGAUAUGCAAUGCGGUUUUUGGAGCUCUGGGAUCCAGUGAUUGACAAAGCUGCUGUAAACUAUCAGGUGAAUGUUCCAGAGGAAGAAUGGGAACUUGAACGCAUUGAAAAACUCAAAGAUGAUUUAGAAGCAGAAAUUGAUGAAGACCAGGAACCUCUAUCGUACGAGACAUGGGAUAUUGAUUUUGCUACUACAGCGUAUCACCAACAUGUUGAGGCUCUAGCUAAAAAGCAGUUGGAAGAACAGGAAAAACAAGCUCUUGAAGCAGCGAAAGAGUUGGAGGAGACCAAUGAAAUAGUCAGCAGUCACCGCAAAAAGUCGAAGAAGAAGAAAAGGAAGGCAGGCAAGUUUAAGUCCUUAAAAAAGGGGCGUUUGUCAUCAGAUUCAGAGGCCAUGCUUGAUGAAACGUCUGUAGAUACUAUGAGUAUUGAUGACAAUGCACCUUCGCCGGAGCUUAUGAGCAAUGAAUCACCGCACCAAUGUUCUACUAAGCGUAAAAAGAUGACGCCUGGAAAUGAGGAAGUGAACAGUGGUAGCAGAAGCCUGAAGAGGUUUAAGAAAGCCCCCAAAUCGAACGGUGUUUCGGAGUCCUCAUCACAUAAAAACUCGCUCGAAGGCAAGCGGCUGAAGCUGAAGGAUGAAGUUAAUGAUUCUGAUCCAAAGUUGGUGAGAACUAAGAAUGAUGGUCGGGUUUCCAUCCCUUGCAUGCCAGUAAAACGUGUUAUGGUAAUUAAGCCUGAGAGGUUGAAGAAGAAGGGUCUUCUAUGGCCUCGGGAUUGUGCAUUAGAUCCAUGGACUACUGAAGAAGAUGCAGUUCUUUGUGGAACUGUAAAUGAGUAUGGUCCUGUUUGGGAACUGGCUAGUGAAUUUAUUCACUCCAUGCCAGGUGGUGGACUUUACAGGGGAAGGUAUCGUCAUCCUGUGCAUUGCUGUGAGAGAUUCCGAGAAUUGUUCUGCAAACAUGUAUUGUCAGCAACUGACAAUUCAAACAGCGAGAAGGCUCCUUCUGGUGCCGGGAAGGCUAUCUUGAAAGUAUCGGAGGAUCAAACUCGGAUGUUGUUGAAUGUGAUUAGUGAAACUCCUAACAAUGAGUUGCUUCUCCAGAAACAUUUCAUGGCCAUACUUUCUUCUGUUUGGAGAUCAAAAUGUGGUCAUGAGCCCCAACGUGUUACAAGUACUAGCUCUAGUGCAACCCAUAAGCCUGUUAUAUUGAACGAGAACUGGUCCACGACAAGUAACAGGCCAACCUUUGAUCUUGUAAGGACAGCUCUCGCAGAUGCUCAGGCCCAUUGUCCAAGGGUGGUAAUACCAACAAGCAAUCCAGAGCCUCGUAGGAAAAGUUUAGAAUUGGUGUUGGAUUUCCGGACAGAUCAACAUGCUUACGAAGCAGGCUUCCCGUCUGUUGUGAACGUGUCCAUUCUAGAACCAGAUCCUGUUAAGCGCGCCGUUGUGCCUGUGGAACAACCGCUGCUUUCUGGACAUCCUCAUAGACACGCUGAGAAAAGAUUCAGGAUAGCACCAGAAUCUUGUUUUGAAGGGGACGGUUCUCACUGGGCAUCAUCUGCUUUCCACAUACAUGAUGCUGCUCGGCCCAAAUCUGGCACGAAGUCCACUGGGAAGCACAAGGCAGCUUCAGAAUCAGGAAGACCUCCAAAAUCGAAGAUCCAGAGGACUGCAGAACCGCACAAAGCGCUGUCUGUUAUGCAUGACUUCCUCCGGGCCCCAGGUCGAGCUUCGACAAGUGCAGCUGAGUUCCACUUCACGUGGUCCCUGUCUGACUUUGGCAUCGACGAUUCCGAGUUCACCUACAUCGAUGAUGAGCUUCCUCUAGAGGCUGACAUCGAGUUCGCCCCGCACCAGUAUGACCCUGGCUCACUUCCUGGCAUCGAGGAGUUGGAUCCUCAUGCAGAUUUGACAGACAUAGGGUGAGAAUAAAUGGACGUUUUGGUCUAGAUAAGCAUGCCCUUCUAUAAGGAGCAGAGAAGAUAAGGAGCAGAGCAGAGAAGAUUGUCUCUGGCGGGAGCCCCAGGAUAUAGAUCGAGCCAUGUUUGGGUUUGGUCGCAAGCUUGAUCAUGUAUUGGCGGGGGCACAGCUGUAGGCUCGGCUCGGCGUGGCCACGCGAUCCGACAGCAUGCAUAGGUUCGCACUGAUGGGUGGCAUUGGGGGCACUCUCUAUACAUGUAUGUAUAUUGGUAGGUCUAGGACCCUAGGAUGUAGGAACAUGAGUCUCCCCUCCCUUGUUUGUGUCGAUGGGAGAUCCUGUAACUUAACCACACUUUUGUAAAUUUUGCUUGGCAGAUGCCGGCAGCAGCAGGAAGGAGUGGCCCUCGCUGUAACCCUGAAGUUAUUUCGUUGCUAUAGCUCCUUGGCCGUCUAAUCCAGUCAUUUUGCUACCUAGCGUUGGUAAAUUGUCAGGGGUGUGUAUCUCUGCAGUGACUAUCUUAGCUUAGACAACUAGUAUCCAACUGGAGAAAAGUCUAUGUCUGCAAACUGGUGUUCUGAUUUUCAUGGAUGAACAUGAUUGUUUUUUUUGUUGACCAAUAAUUUGUAUUCAGGGAAUUUUGAUGAGGGUGAUCCUAAUUAUCGGAUGAUUGAACCUCU
This is a messenger RNA of Lolium rigidum, 7259 nucleotides long. RefSeq names its product protein PHOTOPERIOD-INDEPENDENT EARLY FLOWERING 1. The coding region runs from base 111 to 6587 and encodes 2158 amino acids. Gene Ontology annotation, molecular function: ATP binding; ATP-dependent chromatin remodeler activity; ATP hydrolysis activity. Lineage: Eukaryota; Viridiplantae; Streptophyta; Magnoliopsida; Poales; Poaceae. The transcript has 21 exons. Gene Ontology annotation, cellular component: Swr1 complex. The record is from RefSeq and is a predicted model, not a curated record.